AUGAGUAAGAAUGGUUUUGUGAGCUAUGGCAGCGUUUCUGCUGUGGGUGGAGCCAUUGGAAGCAAUGACCAAUGAUUUCAGGGUGGUGCAGCUCCUGCUACUAAGGCCCCAAGAUCCAGGGUUCGAAUCCAGGAUAUUAUACCUUGUAAACAGCUGCUCAUCUCCGCCCUGGUUGACAAUGUCUUCAAGAUUAGGGGAAUUGAAGUUUUCCAGGUCUCUCUUGUGGGGAUAACCAGAAAGGCAGAGAGGGCUUCCAGCUACAUUCUUUAUGGAAUUGAUGAUAUGACCACCAAGCCUAUUGAGGUCCGCCAGUGGUUCAGAAGAAAUAAAGCAAAACAGAGGAUGUCGCUUCUUCCAGUGGGAGUAUAUGUCAAAGUGAUUGGUAUCCUCAAAUGUUUUAAGGAAGUAAAGGGCCUUGAAGUCUUGAAUAUCCAUGUCCUGGAGGACAUGAAUGAGUUCACCACACAUAUUCUGGAAACAGUCAAUGCACAUAUGAUGUUGGAUAAAGCCCACCAAGGGGCCUCUGGGCCCAGUGCGGCUGUUGUCCCAUCAAAAAUAGAAGAGGUCCAAAAGUAUGGCGAUUACUACCACCUUGACUUCAUCCACAAGGAAGUUCAGCAUUUGAUCCGUCAGUGUCCUCAACAGGAAGGCGAAAGUGUGCAUGAGCUCCAGACCCAGCUUCACAGCCUGAGCGACGGGGCCAUCAAGCAAGCCCUUGAAUAUCUGACCAUUGAGGGCUACUUUUACCCCGCUGUGGAUGAAGAGCAUUUUAAAUCUGCUGAUUGA
Messenger RNA from Neomonachus schauinslandi (Hawaiian monk seal), 786 nucleotides. RefSeq names its product replication protein A4 (gene RPA4). Gene Ontology annotation, molecular function: DNA binding. The record is from RefSeq and is a predicted model, not a curated record. Gene Ontology annotation, cellular component: chromosome, telomeric region; nucleus; site of double-strand break. Lineage: Eukaryota; Metazoa; Chordata; Mammalia; Carnivora; Phocidae. Gene Ontology annotation, biological process: double-strand break repair via homologous recombination; nucleotide-excision repair; DNA replication.